This is a messenger RNA of Pisolithus orientalis, 1695 nucleotides long. Its product is annotated as phosphoglycerate mutase-like protein. The transcript is spliced from 8 exons. NCBI's taxonomy places the organism in Eukaryota, Fungi, Basidiomycota, Agaricomycetes, Boletales, Pisolithaceae. The record is from RefSeq and is a predicted model, not a curated record. The annotation marks the transcript as partial. Gene Ontology annotation, biological process: dephosphorylation. Gene Ontology annotation, molecular function: phosphatase activity.
GUCUACAACGCGUCCAUUACACCGAGCAAUUUGCCAUGGGACACUUACAACUACUGCAAUGCACCUCAUGUCAACCCUGAUCACUACUCGUUGCCAAACGAAUCCGGUGCACGACUCCGGUUCGUUGUAGUGAUCAUGCGGCACCAUAAGCGCACCCCAGAUAACCUUUACCCUUCCGAACGCACUCUCAACCCCAUCACCGGAUGGGACUGCUCUAGCAUCAUAUCACAGUCUUACGCUGGCGGGACGGCUCAAAUAUUUACCGAAACAAGCACACCUAUUCUCCACCCUUUUGCAGAUCGCAUAUGGGCAGGUACGUGCGACUCCGGACAGCUCACUCGCGAGGGGCUUGACGAUGCCAUAAAACAUGGACGGGAUUUUUGGGGAGUAUACCAUGACAGACUCGGGUUUUUGGAGCACGUGAACGAGAAGGAGAUAUAUGUUCGAACGUCGACGGAGCCGAGGACGCAGCAAGUAGCUGGUGCGAUGCUCUAUGGUAUGGAUCCCAACACUGCGAGUAAACAAUGGCCUGUGUAUAUGCAGCCCGAUAUCAUCGACUCACUCGUGCCGAACUAUGCGUGCCCCGUUGCUGGUCAACUCCGCGCUGAGGCGCAAGCCAUGUCGUCCUGGAUGGACCACCUCGUGCAACACGAAUCUCUCCAGCGGAGGCUAGAUGAAACGUUGGGCACAACUGGGCUAGAUGCGUGGAAUUCUUGGUAUGAUCACUUCUUUGACACCUUCACGGCCCGCACGUGCCAUGGACACCCCCUCCCGUGUAAUGUAAGUGGUGCUUGUGUCAGUCAAGAAGACGCGAAGAUGGUAUAUUCGAUUGGGGAUUGGGAAUACAAUUAUAUUUUUAACGAUGCACCCCAAGCUAGCCAAUAUGUCAAACUCACGUUUGGUGUUUUCUUUGCCGAGCUCGCAGAUACUUUGCGGCACGUCCAUGUUGUCGGGGUACAAGGGCGACCGAAGCACAAGCUGCACAUGUAUGUCGGACAUGACGGCUCGAUGGUGCGUCUCGCUGCUGGGCUCGGCCUUGGUCGUGCGAACGGUCUGCGAUGGCCAGCCAUGGGCAGCGAAAUUGUGAUGGAGGUUUGGCAUACUUCCGACGAAAUAGCAUAUAUGCGCAUCUUGCGUGAAGGCUCUCCAGCCCCGCCUCCACUUGACUGGAUCCUUCUCAGUGAAUUUAUUCAGUUGCUGGAGGACUUGGUGCCGGAGAGUCUUGGCGUUUUGUGUCGGUAAAAAUGUAGGCUGCAACAUAUUACCACGUCCAAGGAAGAAUCAUACAUUUCUUGACCUUUAUAUUGGGCCACAUCCAUACAGUGACUCGAAAAACUGCCUGGAUGUUUGCCACUUUUUUCACAGAUUGGCCUGUAACUGUUGAUCUGUAAGUCAUGAAAAAAAACAGGAGUAGAUUGCUAGCGAUCAUGUGACCAUGUUUGCCCCAGGUUAUGGUUGUGUGACUUGAUACUUCACAAUUAAAUUUACAAUACCAGCUAUGCAUCCGGACAGUUCUUUUGCAGGUAUUCACAACAGUUAGCAAAAAUGUCUGCCAUGGCACAAAUACUACUGGUGAAGGUCUGUUGCUAUGCAAGUACUGUACACUCUCAGGGACAAAACUCGAUGUCAGCACAAUCUCCCAGGGAAUGAGUACAAACAAAUCCAAGCUUGUUGCGUGGUGAACUGUCACUAACC